Molecule: messenger RNA, 2104 nt
Organism: Linum trigynum
Lineage: Eukaryota; Viridiplantae; Streptophyta; Magnoliopsida; Malpighiales; Linaceae
Source: the annotation of a GenBank genome assembly
UAAUCUUUUUUUAUAACAUAGUAAUCAAACAAGUCCGAGAGUGGACAAUAACCACGGGCAGUUGUCGACCAAUAGUCGAACUACCGAUGGAAGAAUUUGUUUAGUCACAAGAUGGUAAGCUCUGUUAAAACUUCCAGGAGCAAAAUAACAAGAACAAAAAUCGAAAUUCUGAGCAAAUCGCCCAACAUCUUCUAAAACAAAUUGUGCAAGAUCAUGGUCCAGGUCCCGUCAACACCCGCUGCACCACCAAUUAAGAAUCACCGUACAAUUUCACAGAUAAAAAAUUGAUGGUUAGGCACCAUUUCAUGGCAUCACGUAGAGCAUUUAGUUCCAUGGAAAAGGAUUUGAAUACAAUCGUAAAAAUUUCCAAAUGCAAUAAACGUAGUAAUCUUUGAGAAAGCAAUAAUUUUGUAUUGGAUAGUUAAGUUAAUUAGUUAAAUGGAUUGAAUGAAUGGCUCGUGCCUACGUUUGGCAUUUCCUCAAUACGAAUACUUGGGCAGAAGAUUAGAAUUAGCAGGAAAUUAUAAGCAUAUAUAGGAGUAGGACACCCACAAUAACUGUAAAGAAAAAACAAAAAAAGUGAUAAUAUCCAUUGGCGUAACGAAGAAAAUAGUUCAAUGGUGUCUAAACUCUAAAGAUAAUCAAAUGAAAUGUUUGUCUCAAUAUUAAAGCUAUUAUCUUGAUAAAAGAAAGUUCAUGAUUCAAAACUUGUUAGAUUACCGUAAAAAACUGUUAUGUUUAAUAUGUAUUUAUUUUCAAAUGAGGUAUAUAGUCCCCACAACCCUUCUCCUAGCUCCACCAUUGUGAUAAGGUCAAAACAUAUUUGUUGAACCACUAAUGUGUUAAUCUACCAAGUUUAGAAUGACAUAUGAAAGAAAGAGAAAAGUUAGAUAGUGAUAGCAUGAAAAUGAGUUUCUUUGGUGUAAAUACUAAAUACCAAGCAAUGUCAACCUUGACCAAGGUAAAAGUAAGGCUUCAAAUUAAAUGAAUUCAAAACGAAAAAAGGUUUGGUAGAGAGGUGAUAAUUUUGACUUAACCCAUUUUACCGUCUGUUUGAUCUGUUUUGAUGUAGUUUGACACGAGAAAUUUGAAGUUUUGAGUAAUUCCCGAGAUAAUUAUGGCCCAGCUCCUUCUUUACUACAAACAUGGCCCAACAAAUAUAGGCCAGCUGGACGGCCCAGCUCCCUCUUUACUACAGCCAGCGCGGGCCUACCAACAAUAAUAAUAAUAUAUAUAUAUAUAUAUAUGUAUAUACGCAAGAGCUUCGGUUCUCUUCCUAUGCAGUUAGACCAGCGGGGGAACUUGGAGGAACUGAGGAAGGAGGUCAGCAGCGACAUGGACUGAGAAUCAACCAGUUAGGGGAGAAAUCCCUCUGGCGUCCGAACCUCGAAGCAGUAUUGAGUUGAGCUCCUUGCGGGACAUCUUCCCUCCGAUGGCUACUGCCGGAAGGUCUUCUGGCAAGCGUACUCACAACCAGCCCGAGCCAAUUGAUCCUGGGCAUGUCUUCAAUGUGCCUCCUCUGAAUGCUAUACCCCUGAAUUAUUUUAACCCGUUUGUAGCAAAUGAUAAUGCUAAUGCUGCUUGUGCUGAUAACAAUGUUGAUGCUGGUGCUGAUGACCCCCCGGUCGAACCUGCAAACACAGAAGACCCAUCCAUGGUCUUCUUUCCCAAUGGAACAACUGAGGCAGAGUUUGCAAACAUCUUGAACAGAAACAGAGGAGCUAUUGCCCUCUCCAGGGCUGCAGAUUUGCAGAGGAUUGGUUCAGGUAUUGGGCAAAUGAACAUUGGGGAGAGUGACGGGUUCUACAUAAUCCGUGUCUCCCUGCCUGGAGUGUCCGGAAAUGAUAGGAGCUUCAGUUGUGUUGUAGAUCCAACUGGGAUGGUGGAGAUACAAGGGGUGAGCACCACUGGGGAGCAGGUUGUUGAAAAACCACCUCAAGUCUUCUUCAUGGAGACUCGAAACCUCUGCCCACCAGGACCCUUCAGCAUCAAGUUCAGGCUUCCCGGUCCAGUUCUUCCCGACCAACUCAGAAGCUCUUUUGUGGAUGGCAUGUUUGAGGGGAUUGUGAGGAGAAAUUGCUGAAAACAAAGUUUGGCUCCCUGU